CAUUAAGGAGAAUGACACCCUUGGUCAUAUUAUCAACGUAAAACUUCCCGAAGGAUUUGUGCCACUUGUUAACUGGCAAACAUUGGAUUAUUAAAACUUUGUUUUAAUGUUUAUAUCAACCCGUCACCGGAUAAGAGAGAUAUAAUUAACAUAGCCAUCAUUGGGAUUAAAUAAAGUUUGCUCCAGGAACAGACAAACUGACAAACUAUGGUCAUUUACAAACACACGGAUGUUUUCAUCGUUGUGGUUUAAUAUAUAAGGAAUGUGAGAACCAGCGUUAAUCAGUCAUACAGACAACACCAACGAUAAUAUGCAUUCAAGCUACGCUCAGCUUCAUUGAGAAGGAGAACCAACUCAGUGCACCAACGAUAAUACGCAUUCAAGAUACGCUCAGCUUCAUUGAGAAGGAGAACCAACUCAUUGCACCAACGAUAAUACGCAUUCAAGAUACGCUCAGCUUCAUUGAGAAGGAGAACCAACUCAUUGCACCAACGAUAAUACGCAUUCAAGAUACGCUCAGCUUCAUUGAGAAGGAGAACCAACUCAUUGCACCAACGAUAAUACGCAUUCAAGAUACGCUCAGCUUCAUUGAGAAGGAGAACCAACUGAAAAAUAUAGUUAUAGGAGCCAUUGGCUGUACAGGUGAGGGAAAUUGAUCCUGAGAAACUAAAGAUGAAGGCGAAAAAACAAGUACAAUCACAAAGCAAUCUAGCUGAUAUUUUUGUGGAAUGUAACCAAAAAACAAUCCGUCAGCUCUCACAGGCGAAACUAAAUAGGGUCUCGACUGAAGGAAUAUUACAAGGUCUCAUCAAGCCAAAAACAGAGAUAAAGCCACUGAUUGUGGACGUACGGGUAAAGACUGAGUCAAUUUUUGGAGAUGCAAUCAAAGAUAAACAAUCUGGGGAAAGAACUACGCGAGCAAAAUCAAAACAUGUGAAAAAGUUGGCUCGUCUUGUUAAAAAAGUUACAGGUGGGCUUCAUGGCAAUAAAACGCAGACGAACAAAGGCACUUGUAAUAGUGCAGAGACAUGCCCCAAAGAUGGCGCUUUGGAAAAGCAGACGACUUUUACAAUAGAAGAUCCAGCAAAUACAAUGCCAAAUAAUUGUCGUAAAAGAAACCACGAUAAACUAAUUGAACGCGAUUGCGUACAUCCAAACAAGAAAUAUAAAAUCGGGAAAACGACAAUUCAAAUCGAGAAAACGACAAUUCAUAUCACGGACAGUAUCUGCAUAGAAGAAAUAAAAAUUCCAGAGGAGCUCUUCACCCAGAAACAUAUCACAAGAGAGGUAUGUUCCCGAAGUUCAAAAUCUCUCAAAUCUCCACCAAAAAAGGACAUCCUCGAUCUAACUAUGACUGACUACAAUUACGAAUCCUCGAAUGUUGUAUUCCACAAGAACAAUGACGGUAAAUGUGAAUACUUUCUCACCUCGAGUGGGACCUCUAGGAAUUCAUUUAGGCCAUCGUCCAGCACAUCGUUAAGGAAGAACAUCACAGGGACGACGAUGGUUGGUGGAAUAUUGCAUACGGAUCUUUAG
Owenia fusiformis is the source of this 1536-nucleotide messenger RNA. The record is from the annotation of a GenBank genome assembly. NCBI's taxonomy places the organism in Eukaryota, Metazoa, Annelida, Polychaeta, Sabellida, Oweniidae.